AUGAUUGGCACAGAGACCAUGGCGCCGGGACAACAUGUCUUGAUGGCAAGGAGAUUUGGUAUCAUUCUUCAUGAAGGCCGUCUUGCUGUGGGCCACGUCAUUGCUCAAUACUCUCAGAGUGGUGGGAAAGCCGGUGCCCAUUCGUGGCAGCAGACCUCAAUCAGCAUUGGAGGCAUCUUGUACAUAUCUAUGCAGGUAUAUGAGGCCUUGUACACCGCUCUUUUUCGAGCCAUCCACGGUUGUGUAGCUGUUGUACAGUCCUACACAUUUGCACACAUCCACUGUGACCACUUUCUCUGUAUCCUACCAGGCGAUCCAACCAUCAGUCAAGACCGGCAACAUAUUCACCUCGACGAAGACUCCCUUCAAAUCUAUUCUUGUCUAAUGAAACAUACCAUGGCUAUUGUCGCAGCUGUGAAGCAACUAAAAGGGUUACGUCGGCGUGGCGCGGGGGGCAAGAAGAGUAGUGGUGGCGCAGGGGAGGAUGGCGACGGCUGUGUCCACGAGUUGUGA
Heterobasidion irregulare TC 32-1 is the source of this 513-nucleotide messenger RNA. RefSeq lists its product as uncharacterized. NCBI's taxonomy places the organism in Eukaryota, Fungi, Basidiomycota, Agaricomycetes, Russulales, Bondarzewiaceae. The transcript has 2 exons. The coding region runs from base 1 to 513 and encodes 170 amino acids. The record is from RefSeq and is a predicted model, not a curated record.